AUGGUAGCUCCAAAUGAUCCUGGCCAGGAGGGCGAUAAAAAAAUAUUUAAUAUACCUGUCCUGUACAUUGUGAAAUGUGCUCAGUAUCAGCACGGUCUCCGUCAUGGUGAUUAUCAGCGCUACCAACAAUAUGUUACUCGAAAGCUCAGGCGUAUGAGGAAAUCUUUGCGUUUUCAACAGGGAACGCGUUCUCGAGUUGUUCCCAAAAAGCUGACCCCCGAAAUGGUUACUGAUGCUCGUCAUAUAAUAUUAGCUGUUUUUGAAAUCGAACGUUGCUGGGCUUACGCUAUGCAACUUCGAUCAGAGGCAAAUUCUGAACAUCGCAAGAAGUUCCAUAUGAUGUCGCGCCUUCGCAAAGCCGCAAAGCUUGCUCAAAAUCUCAACGAAAUUAUGAAUAAUGUUACCUGUUGUGGUGCUCAGACAAAAUUGGAAUUGACAGCCUAUAUUAACUGGAUCAACGGUCUUAUUCUUUUUGAGCAACAAGAAUGGGGCAAAGCGAAAGAGCUUCUUGAAUCGGUUGAGCAGAUCUAUACUGGCCUGUCUUCUUCGUUAGAUGAAGAUUUGCGGGAGACUUACACUAGUAGAAUAAAUGAAAUUAUGCCUCAGAUUCGCUAUUGUGCCUACAGUAUUGGAGAUACUUCAGCAGCUUCAGAUUUACGUGAUAUGCGUGCUGGGGCCGAAGGUACGCUAGUUGAGGAACAGCUCGAUGAUCUUCUUAAGCAAAUGCAGGCCCUUCAAGCAGGUUCCGUAACUGAGGUUAAGUGGUUGGGUGCCACAAUUCCGGUCAAAUUGGAUAAGGCUAGAGUGGCUGUUCUUGCUGUUCAGGAAGCUGAUGAACAAUUAGCACGAGUUCCUUCUAGCUUUACUAAAUCGAUGAUCUGCGAGUCGGUUCUCAAGGUUCUUGUUGAAGCUUUAAUGGCUAUUCGGGAGGAAAUUCGUCUUAUUUCGAAUGCCGAUGCUGUUGCUGCAGCAGGUCUUCUAACAACACAGUCAGCUGAAAAAGCACAUUCUACGGGUAUUGAAAAGCUGCCUCGUCUUCAACGCCUGAAUACCUACAUGCAGUACUUGAAGCUAAAUAAGACGAUCUGGCGUACACUCUAUCAGUUGGAUUCUUUAAUUACAAAGGUCGCUCCUGAGCAUCAACAUCCCUCUUGGAAUCUUGUUACUUCGGGUUACCACAAACCCCAUGAGUUUGCUCGUCUGUAUGAUACGGUCUUGCAAAAUCUUCAAGAAGUCCUUUCUCUCCCUGGUGAGAUUGAGGAAAAUGUCGACAUUCGAACCCUUAUCAAGGCUAAGAUUCUUGCCUAUAAAGCUAUGAAGUGUUAUUAUCUAGCCCUGGCUUAUCUCCGAAGUAACAGAUAUCUUGAAUGCUCGUCACUUCUUCAAAGAUGCCGUUCAGAAACAAAAGAGGCCACUAUAAGUCUUGAAAACUCCGCUUUGUCUGAGGCGGUUGAAUCCGAAGCCGUGCCAGGUCAUAAAAAGGCAUUUUUGUUGGAUUUGUUGAAGGAUUUAGAAGGUCAAAUUGAUUCAGAGAUGCUAGCCUGUAAGGCGGGUUAUAUGCUUGAACUUGCUGCAGGUGGUACUGAUUCUACAUCGAUUGAGGAAGUUAACAUUUCAGCAGCUCUUCCUAGAACUGUACUGAAAGAACCGUUGAUCAAAUCGCCUGGAGAAUUCGUGCCGGAGAAGGUAAUUAUGAGAAAACUGACAACGCAGCCUGCUCCUUUGGUCCCCUUCCCACCAGAAUACGAGGCUAUUCCUGUAAAACCGGCCUUCUUCGAUUUAGCCCUGAAUCAUAUCGAAUUCCCUGAACAGCCAUCGAAAGAGUCAGCUGGUGCAGGUGGUCUGACGGGAUUCGUGAAAGGACUCUUGUGGGGCCAGUCGAGGAAGUAG
Messenger RNA from Rodentolepis nana, 1890 nucleotides. The record is from the annotation of a GenBank genome assembly. NCBI's taxonomy places the organism in Eukaryota, Metazoa, Platyhelminthes, Cestoda, Cyclophyllidea, Hymenolepididae.